GUACGAAGCGAUAUAACGAUAUAAUUAAUAAUCGAAUACCUUCUGAACCAACUGAAGAGUGGCGUCAUAUUAUUGAAUCGGCUAACAAGACUUGCGUAGCGUGGCCCCCUUCGAGACAUGUAUAUAUUUGCGGAGCAAAGCCGCUUUUGCGAAGCAGGGCGCUCUGCGCCACGAAGCCUCCUGGUAGUGCUGAAACUUUUACCAAGUUAGACACAAAAUCAGAGGCUUUGCUUCACGAAUAUGAAAGAACUAAUACGGACUCGCAGAUUGAGAGUGCUUCCAAAUGUCGCUCACUUAUUCCAUUUUUAAUUCCUCCGCCACUGAAACGAGGAUGCGCUUGGCUCUAA
Molecule: messenger RNA, 347 nt
Organism: Paraglomus brasilianum
Lineage: Eukaryota; Fungi; Glomeromycota; Glomeromycetes; Paraglomerales; Paraglomeraceae
Source: the annotation of a GenBank genome assembly